Cyphellophora europaea CBS 101466 is the source of this 303-nucleotide messenger RNA. RefSeq lists its product as uncharacterized. NCBI's taxonomy places the organism in Eukaryota, Fungi, Ascomycota, Eurotiomycetes, Chaetothyriales, Cyphellophoraceae. The transcript has a single exon. The record is from RefSeq and is a predicted model, not a curated record. Bases 1 to 303 code for a protein of 100 amino acids.
AUGCAGGCGCUCCAAGAGCUCCCGCAGGUGAUCAGGCCGCUGUCGAUGAGGCCGCACAGGUAUCAGGACUCUGAAGAUAUCGAUGCCGACAUGGAAGAAGCUGGAGACGUUGGCAGCGACGAUGACGACGUCAAGCGUUAUCUGUCCCAGAGCUUCAACGACCUCAAGGCCGAGCUGAAGAAGGUCGAUCCUAAAGCGAAGAGGUCGGGCAAGGGAGUGACGAAGAAGAAGGUGGCGAAAGAUUUGGGGCGGGCCGCGAGGAGGAAGAGGCGCGAUGAGAGGAAGGAGAAGCGCAGUACGUAA